CAGCAAGACGAUAUGUUCAGGAAUUACAUGUCCAGAUCGCUACCAAAUCCAGUCUUUGCUCUCACCUGUACUGAAUGUCCACCUCUUUGUACGCGAGAUCUUUGCGCAUUCACUCUCAUUGGUUCGUUUCAGUACAUCUAUGAAUAAUGCACCUCACGUUGCGUAAUUUUCCAGUGAAGAUGAGACAGAUGGUGCAUACACCAACUUACUGACAACAACUCACAGGCAAACAAAACAGAGAAAUACAGCGAAAUGAUAGAGCUACGUGACCAAACGUAGUGUACGAAUGCACGGAAGCUGAACACUGCUCUUCUAAAAUGAUGAGGAAAUCAGCUGAGUGCUGACAGCGCCAUGGAUGAUCGAUGUCAACAUGUGAUUGAGGAUUUAUUCAGUGUUCAGUCAGUGGAAGCUCUGCACCUGUUUGCAUCUGGGAAAGGCUCUGGCCGCUGGGGAAGCCUUGCUGGACCUGGCCGUGCAGUUUCAGCACCAGUACCGACGACGGUAACGGCACAGCUGACGUAUUCUUAAAGCAGAGCAAAGCGAAGAUCUCACGCGAUGUCCUCGGCGGUGUUAGAGAAAUUGCUCAGAGGUCGUCUCUUUCAUGGCAGACAGUACCUCAUGAAGCAUAAAACUAUGAUCACAAUGGCACCCACUGAAAACUGUGAUGUUCUUAUGACAUUCCCAGACACCACAGAUGACCAUACACUGUUAUGGUUACUCAACCAAAUCCGGUUGGGAAUUCCACAAGUCAGAAUCCAGAUCCGGCAGCAUAAAUACACGCACACCUAUGCAUUCUUCAUUACCUCAACCUUUGAGAACUUGUUGCGUGGAGCUGAACAGAUGGGGAUGCAAAAGGCAGUGAAGCCACGCUACGGAGGCGGCACUCGCAGGUUUUCAUGUGAGGAGGAUGACAUCUAUGAAAACAUCGAGAGUGAGCUGUGUUUCUUCACAUCACAGGAGCGUCAGAGUAUUAUCAAAUAUUGGAUGGAUAAUCUGCGGGCGAAAUAUGGCGAGGCCCUUCAUAACAUUCACUUCCUGGAGGGCCAACCAAUCAUACCAGAGCUUAUAGCCAGGGGUGUGAUUCUUCAAAUGUUUCCUCUUCAUGAGCAGAGAAUCCUGAAUCAGCUGAUGACGUCCUGGGUUCAGGCAGUCUGCGAGAGGCAACCUCUAGAUGACGUGUGUGAUUAUUUUGGUGUGAAGAUUGGCAUGUACUUUGCUUGGUUGGGCUUUUACACCAACUCUAUGCUGUAUCCAGCAGUGAUUGGCUUUCUGCUCUGGAUCUUUGCUGAGUCUGAUCAGACAAGUCAGGAUAUCUGCUGUGUGGUGUUUGCCAUUUUCAAUGUGGUGUGGGCAACGCUCUUCCUGGAGAGAUGGAAGCGGCGGGAAGCAGAACUGGCAUAUAAGUGGGGAACGCUGGACACCCCAGCAGAGUCACUAGAGGAACCCCGUCCACAGUUUCGGGGAAUUAAGCGUCGCAGUCCGGUGACUGGCUGUGAAGAGUUUUUCUACCCACCCUGGAAGAGGAGAAUGUUCCGCUGGUUGGUCAGCUUUCCCAUCUGCAUCCUUUGUCUCUGCUUUGUCUGUUUGGCCAUGUUUAUCUGCCUGGAGUUUCAAGAAUUUGUCAUUGAAACAAAGGAGUUGCCAAGCAUAUGUAGAUUUUUCCCAAAAAUUCUUCUAGCUGUAACCGUUACUGUAUGUGAUGAAGUGUACAAGAAAAUUGCUCUCUGGCUCAAUGAUAUGGAAAAUUACAGACUUCAAAGCACUUAUGACAAUAAUCUCAUCCUCAAGACUGUUUUUUUUCAGUUCGUAAAUUCCUACCUCAGCCUUUUCUACAUUGGAUUUUAUCUCAAAGACAUGGAGCGGUUAAAAGAGAUGCUGGCCACGUUGUUGAUCUUCCGCCAGUUUCUACAAAAUAUCAAAGAAGUGUUACAGCCGUAUCUCUAUGAGCACCAUAAAUUAGGUGCUCUGAGGACAUUGUGGGACUUAAUUCAAUCCAUGUUCCUGAACUAUAGUCAUUUAAUAGUGGAAAGAAUACGACUGACUUGCCAAGCCAGUCUGGAUGUGAAUAAAAGUGUCUCACCUCCAGAGCAAUCAGAAAAGAGAGAAAGGAGGAGUUUAAUCGCCAGCUACAGAGUUCCCAAAACAGAGGAAGGGGAUGAUGAUGCUGGACUAAAGCAAAGGAAGGUCAGCUUCACCGAAAAGGUGGAAUACAAAGACAAGGUUGUGGAAGCACCGACACAGGCCAACUUACAGGACGAUGGCAGUCCUACCCUUGUGGAGAAAGGAAUGGAUCCAUCCUUAAUAUUUGAUGUACGUGAUGAUGACGACGACGAUGAUGAUAGAGACACUGAUGAUUCUGUGAGUAAACCUAAAGGAACUCAGAGAAGAAAGAUCCAAUCUUCUGGGGAAAACAACAGUACGGAAAAGAAAAUGUCCUGGAUGGACCCUCCAGAGGAGAACGAAUCCACUGUUUUGACCCAACCAGAGAUUGAAAGUUGCAUGCUAACUUAUGAGGAUACUCUUCAGGAUUACCAGGAGAUGUUCAUACAGUUUGGCUACGUUGUGCUCUUCUCUUCUGCAUUUCCUCUGGCAGCAAUGUGUGCCCUCAUAAACAACAUUGUAGAAAUCCGAAGCGAUGCCUUAAAACUUUGCACAGGCCUCCAGAGACCCUUUGGGCAAAGGGUUGAAAACAUUGGACAAUGGCAGAUCGCAAUGGAGGCAAUGGGUCUGAUCGCAAUAAUUGUGAACUGUUACCUUAUUGGCCAGUGUGGACAGCUGCAACGACUCUUCCCCUGGUUGAGCCCCGAGACGGCCAUCAUCUCUGUUGUAGUGCUAGAGCACUUCGCCAUUCUGCUCAAAUAUAUAAUUCAUGUUGCAAUUCCUGAUAUUCCAAACUGGGUGGCAGAUGAGAUGGCCAAACUUGAAUACCAGCGGAGAGAAGCUCUAAAGAAACAUGAACGCCUUGCACAGCAGCACCAGCAGCAGCAAAGGAGGAAGAAUGAAGAAGAAGAGGAGCAUCAAAAAAUGGCCGAGGAAUUGGCACGACAAGAUCAAGACAAGUCCGAUCUGCAUGGAGGUGAAGAACAUCCCCGUGAAAAAAGCCCAGGGGCCAAGUUCAGCUCGGGAGAUAAACUCAAAAGACCCAGCUCCCUUUUAGGCAACAAUAAUGUAAUGAAACUUAAACACAUAAUCCCACUCCAGGGUAAAUUCACCUCUACCACUUCUCCCACAAGCGGCGAGGCCAAACUUCCCGGUUUUCUAAAGUUCCUCAAAUCCCAAGAGUUAAAAAAGGAAGCCGCUGCUGCAGUCACACAAGCAGCUUCACAUGGGAGCCACGAGAAAUCACAGUCUCCCAGCAAGUCCUUCAAUCCAGGCAAACUCUUCAACUUCGGGAAGGAAAAUCCAUGUACUGGUGCUGAACAAGGGAAACCAGAAGAUGCCUCAAGGGCCACUAAUGCACAACAAACAAAUAAUGACCAAAACCCUUCAUCAGAAGAGCUUCCAUCUGAGGUUGAAAAGGGUGAUGGCUCAGACUUUGGUACUAAUCCUUCAAAAAAACAGUGAAUUAAAUGUUGAUUCUACUCAGUUAAUAUAUAGCACUGAUUGUAAUGCUUAACAUUUGCUUAAAUGUGAUAAAGCAACCAUGUAGUGAGUUGGAACUGCAUGUCAGAAAUCAUUUUAAUACAAUAUAUUAAUCUGAGACCUCCAUAUAUAAUUUACUCACCGAAGGCGGCAUGCUAAGUCACCUGCAUGAUAAAAUCAGUUUAGGCAUGGGCUAGCAAGAAAAGACGUUUGAAUGAGCACUGUAAAAUGUAUAGAUUUUUCUAUUUUUCUAUGCAUUAUUAUUAUUUUUCUUAUGAUACAGUAAAUAUGACAAUCUAAAAAUAAUGCAUUGUCCUUGCUAAUUUUGAUCUUAUGAGUGUGAAUCCACAAUGCAAUAAAAUGAAAUUACUGCGAAAAUAAAUGAAAAAAAAUUGAAUAUCA
Molecule: messenger RNA, 3984 nt
Organism: Carassius gibelio (silver crucian carp)
Lineage: Eukaryota; Metazoa; Chordata; Actinopteri; Cypriniformes; Cyprinidae
Product: anoctamin-8
Exons: 17
Coding region: 556-3564 (1002 amino acids)
Biological process (GO): chloride transmembrane transport
Cellular component (GO): plasma membrane
Molecular function (GO): chloride channel activity
Source: RefSeq, a predicted model, not a curated record